This is a messenger RNA of Hippoglossus stenolepis (Pacific halibut), 1740 nucleotides long. It is a transcript of the gene hwa, whose product is annotated as huluwa. The transcript is spliced from 3 exons. The record is from RefSeq and is a predicted model, not a curated record. Bases 398 to 1360 code for a protein of 320 amino acids. NCBI's taxonomy places the organism in Eukaryota, Metazoa, Chordata, Actinopteri, Pleuronectiformes, Pleuronectidae.
AGCUCUCAGAUGCAGUGAUGCUGGGGGCCCUGCCGCCACCUAGUGGUCACUCGGUGCCACGACAACACCACACAGCCCGCAGAUAAUAGGACACACCUGUUGAUGUGUAAUUUAUGUGGCUGCCGUCUGAGUUCAUGCGGCUCAGUGUCCGAUCAAGACCUUUGCUUUGAAAACACAGACAGCAUCAGUCCGUGACGAUGAAGAAGAAGGGGCUAAGAGAUCAAAGGCACAUCUGGAGACAGAGUCCAGGCUGGUGUCACAUGGAAAAUACUGUCAAAGUCAAAGUAGUCCACAUUGAUUGACACAUCAAUCCACCUGUGCAUUGAGAGACAAGCAGAAACCUCAGCUGAGAUCAGGGUUUCUCUAAAAUCCAGCCCCCUAUGUCCUCUGGGAUGAAAUGUCGCACAUAAGUCCGACCACGCCACCCAAUCUGACAGAAGGUUACCCGGUGACCAACCUGACUUUGGUCGUCCUUCUGCUCAUCCCCUGCGUGGUCAUCCUGCUGCUGCUCAACUGCCUCUUCCUGGGCUACAAGUUCCUCAUCCUGUCGAAGAGCAGCAGCGGCCGACAGAAGCGGGAGGACGCGGAGGAGAUGCUCCUGCAGUCCGGCCUGCACAGAGUCGGGAGAGCGUCCGACUCGCCCUUUCCCCCGCUGCAGGACGGGAGGAGAGUCUACGUGUCCGCGUCGGAGCCCAUCCUGCCGCACCCCGUCACCUCGUCCAGGGCCUCGUCCAGGGAGAGGGCCGGGGCGGAUCACAGGAUCCGGCUCCUGAGGCCGGACGGCGCCACCGGCUCGGGGUCCCUGAGGGCGCCGAGCACCAUCCGGGCCACUUCCCCCGCGGCAGGUUUCAGCCCCAGACUGGAUCUGGCCUCCGGAUCACGGACACACAGCGUUGGCAAAGCCCGCUGGUGCAGGAGCGCACCGCUCCUACCGCAGUCCAGCGACUCGGAGGCUGAAACCAGGGUCAACCUUGUUCCGCCAAACUCUCCCAUGCAGGAGACAGAACACGUGGGUUAUAUUUAUCGGAGCAGUGCCUAUGAGAUGCUGACCGAUGUGAAUCCAGCUGCUGCAGUGUACGUGUUUGACAAAGUAGACAUGGAGUGCGAGUACAACAGCCGGCCCUCCGAGACGUCCUGCCUCAACACAUCUGCAGUGGGUCCUGGACUCGACAGCGACUUUGGUGCAAGUGCAGGUGUCUCCCUGCGGAUUUUGUCAGCAGACAGUGACGGUCUGUCCAACGGUGUGCUGAGUUCAGCCUUGGAUUGGGAUUAUUAUGACCCCUGCUACGUCAAACAGAAUAAUGUGCCCAAGCAUAAACACCACAGGCCUGCAGUUCACACCAAACAGUACUGGGUCUGAUACCAUCAAUGGUUUUAAAGUAUGUUUUAUUUAAUUUUAUUUAAAUAAUUUAUUUUCAUAUUUCUUUGGAAAGACACAUUUAAUGUAUUUGUAUUUAGUUUGUCACUAAUCACUGUUACACCAGUUCAAAUUUUAUUUAUUUAUUCAUUGAACACACUGCCACUAAAGUUGAUCAAUUGUGAAUCAUGUACUAUGCACCGUUACUUAAAUUACCGUGAAACGUUUACUGUGCACUUUUCAGUUCAGCUACUGUUUAUUAUCGUCACUAUUUUGUAAAACAACUGUUCGGUCACCUCCAGAUUUCAUUAUCACUCACAUGAUUUAUAGUCACUAUUAUUGUUUGAUGUUUUCACUUUAAUAAAUACAAAUUUAUAUUCUAA